Molecule: messenger RNA, 6294 nt
Organism: Argiope bruennichi
Lineage: Eukaryota; Metazoa; Arthropoda; Arachnida; Araneae; Araneidae
Product: GTP-binding protein Di-Ras2-like
Exons: 5
Coding region: 264-1040 (258 amino acids)
Molecular function (GO): GTPase activity; GTP binding
Source: RefSeq, a predicted model, not a curated record
CUGAUUGCAAAAUUUUCAUAAUACGAGAAAAAAAGACUAAAAAUUUUUUAAAAAAAAGGUAUUUAACUGGGAUAUAGGCUGUAAUAUAAACUAUCCGGUUCUUCCUGGGAAGACUUCUAUUGUGGUUUUACAUUUACGUUCGUAUAAACGUUAUACGUAAACGGAAAUGAAAGAAAAGAUCAAAUUAGAAAGCAUCAUAUGGAGAUAAAAUUCUGUGAUAAGGGCGUUAUGGAAAGAAAGCAUUAAGAAACUGAGCGCAAUCAAUGGCGGAAGAGCACCGCAUCCGACUGGUGACAUUAGGGGGUGGAGGCACGGGUAAAAGCUCCAUUGUGAAACGAUUUCUCUUCAACACCUUCUGCGACAAGCACCGGCCCACCGUAGAGGACCUGUACUGUAGGGAGUUCGACUUAGAGUCCAUGACCCUAAAAGUGGACAUCUUGGACACGGCUGGGGACUUUCAAUUCCCCGCAAUGAGGAGACUGUCCAUUGCGACCGCCCACGCCUUCCUCCUUGUCUACAGCAUAGAUAGCGUCGAGUCCUUCCGAAUUGUCAAAGAUUGCUUUCAGGAAAUACGUGAACAGAAAUCCGAUUUUCAGGAAGUCCCUAUCGUGGUUGUCGGCAACAAAUUCGACCUGGCCGAGGAACGUCGGGCCGUUCCUAAGGAAGACGCAGCUGAAUGGCUGUUCUGUGAACUUCCCCGACUUCGCGCCAAGAUCCUAGAGUGUUCUGCCAAGGAUAACACCAACAUCAAGGAUAUAUUCCGAGCUUUUCUCCAACUGUCCAAGCUUCCCUUGCCAGCCGAAGGUCUCAGACGCCGAUCCAGUGCUCACGCUGGGGCAGGAUCCACAGCCAACGGGUCCUCCAACCGCCUGCAGUGUCCUCCAGAGGCCUCGGCGGAGGGACAGGCCAGCCCCCAACGUACCUUUAAACCCAGAAGCCGCAGCUUGAUACGCAGGACGAGUAAGAAGGUUCAGAAAAUGAAAGACGCAGCUACAGCUCAUGGGACGACGGCAAACAUCGACGAUUGUUGCAUAUCUUGACUUUCUGACCAAGAGUUCGGGAGGUCGUUAUGGGCACAAAUACCGCUGGGGAGGUAGAGCUUUAUCGUCUUUUUUUUUUUUUUUGUAUUCUCUGUUAUAUCGAAUGGAAUGAAUGCUGCCAGUUGACGAUUUACUCAACAUUUUCCAGUUAUUAUUUUAUAACUGUAGUGUAUUAUCAUUACUCUUGACCUUUAUUCCUCGAUAGAUGUCUUUAAUGAUGUUCGCGUUGAUUGUGUGAUCCGACAGUAAUCAUCCAGGCAGAAAUAUCGAUCGGUUUUUCUAUUUUAGAAAUACUACUCAGGUUUGAUGUAGGCUACGGCAUUUUUUAAAAAAUGAAUAAACCUGAGACUAAGAAAUUCAAUGUUUUCCAUUCAUCAAUUCAGUACUUUGGUUACAAUAACCCAUGCAUUCUUUUUGAAACUCAUAUUAUUUUGAAGCAAUUCCGCAAACUUUCAAUAAAAUAUUAUUAAAAUGCUUACAAAUGUGUAAAUAAUUGAAAUUAUUGAAACAUGUGGAAAAUCAGAUGAGCUGCUGCUUAUUCACUCCAUACAAUGUCCUGGAAGCUAAAAAUAAAUGAAAUAUUUUCAUCGUGUCAAAGAAAUGAUGAUGUUUUAUUGUUUGUUUUUGCUCGUAUCUAACUUUCGUAAUUUUGGACUUAUAGCAAAAUGCCUUUUUUUUUUUUUGUGAAAAGGGGAAAUAAAUUAUGCUCUGUGCACUUGUUUAUAGAAAUCUCUCAAAUGAAAUUUAUUAUUAUUGUAAAUGAUUAACGAAGGAAAAAAAUUAUUUGCUUCCAAUAAUUGUCAAUGUUCUCGAAAUGCAUGAGUAUCUAUCUUACAAUAUCUCAUUACAUUCAUCAAGAAAAUGAUCAUCUGUCAUUGAUUUAUGUCCUCGAUGUCUGUUCUGCCUGGAAGUUUCACUGUUGUUGUGGUUUUAAUUUUGCUUCGUUAUUUGCAUGGAGUAGUGAUAUCUAUAUAUUACAAACUGAGUACAAUGAGGAAUCAUCAUUUUGUUGAAUAUUUUAUUGCAUGUUUUCUGCUGAAGCUCUAGAUAUGUAUUGAUCACAUUUCUGUAACUAGUGUGUAGGUUUUUAUAUAUUGAAAUAACUCGAUGUAACUGCUCUAUGUGUGUGUGUGACUAAAGAAAGUAGUUUUUUCUAAAAGGUUAUAAAUUUGAUCCCCUAAAUUCUAUAACUGUAAUUGAAAUAAUAGUAUUUAAUUGCAGGUGAAACAUUUUGCGGUGAAUAUAACAUUCUAUCAAUUAAUUAGGAUCAUAUUCUUUGAAAAAUUAGUCCCUUUCAAUACCUUUGUUACGAAAUAUAUCCAUCCUAUAAAAUCAUCAUACCUUAAUCGUUUGGACGAAGUAUAACGUUUAUAUCUCAAUAAAUGCGACAUUUGUUUUAAUUCUUGCUGCUUCAUUUGAUAAUUGACAGAAUUAUUGUCAAACACACUUAGUCGAAUAACGUUUCAUAUCAAUAAAGUACUAAAACCCAUAUUUACUUAGAAAAGUUCAAUCUUUAAUCUCAUCGCUUUAUAAAUUCGAGCGAUGCCUUUUAAACCAAUGCAAUCAACGAUUUCCUAGCAUCAUAUCUCUCUCUAAAGUGUUCGGAAUUUUGGACACUAAGCAAUCAGGAAAGACAAUUCUGGAUUUAAUAAACAUGUUUACAGUCAUUAAAUAAAUGACUUUUAUUGGGUCGGAAAAUUUUCUCUUUAUAAGCUUUUGUGCAUAUGUAUAUAAAGUUGUAAUAAAAGAAAUAACAUAAACAAAUUUGGAACAAUGGAAAAAAUACUUAAAAUAGAAAUAUAGAUAUACAAUUACAAAUAUUUAAAAUAUAAAUUCCUUUUAGGGUAAAAAAAAAAUAUAUUGAAAAAGUAACAUACGUGGCGUUAGGAACGACUUCGGUAUCGAAGACGACUUAGAUGCAAUGAAAACAAUGAAAAUGUUACUUAAAUGUUAUUGAUGAAACCUCUAAAAAAAUUCUAAAAUAAUUUAAGUGAAAAUUAUUAUAAAAUUAAAUUUCAGACGUUGAAUGAAUCUUGAAAUUUUCAUGGCUGUUUGUAAUAAAUCCAGUUAUGAAAAGAGAAUGUAAACAGAUGUAGAGCGGCUCAUGAUGGAGAGAAAUAAGCAUAUUUUAGUUUUAAUAAAUACUACUAAGCUAAGAACUUAUAUUCAUUGCAAAAACUAUUUCUAAUUUUUCAGUCAAUAAUGUAUAUCAAAAUCCUAUAAUUAAAUCAAUAGCAUAAACUAUUCGUAUUUUUAUAAAUAAGAAUCUAACGAUGGUAAAAACGAACUUCGUAAUUCUCACACUUUUUCGAUUUGUACAGAAAAUGAGAAAGAGAAUAGACAUAGAUGAAAUCGUAAAAACUUUUUAAAGAGUUUUCUGAUGCAUCUGUUAUCUUUCAUUGGUUUAAAGACGUUCAAAUAGGCCGGCUCUACAAUGUUUGAUGCUUAAAAUGAGUAAAGCAAUUUCUCAUAUGCACAAAAUAAAACAUGCCCUUAGCUUUGAGGGAAAUAAAACCUUUAAAUUAUCUCCCCAUUAAUAUUCCAUCCCAUUUUAAUGUUUUAUUUUUUUGGCAUGGAUAGUUGAAAAAUUUAAUGAAGAUAGUCCUUUUAUUAUUCGAUAAUGUGCACUGAAAUCUGUGAAAUUCAUUCGAUGGGGUUGACUGCACUUAAAAUUUUAAGAAUAGUAGAAACAUCUAAAUUUGUUUUACUUAUUUUUCCAAAUAUUCAGACCAUAAUCAAUUAAAAAUUCACUAUAUAUUGGAGACAUUAAAUCCUUUCCAAUAAACUGUUCCAAAGAUGUAAAUAAAUUUUUGCCAUAACUUUUCUUACUUCGUUGAUAUUAGGAAAAAAACAAAAUUAGAAUUUCAAUCGUACUUGCUCAUAGCACAUAUCUUAGAAGUAAGAUUGGUGUAGAACAAAUAUUGUUGAUCAUAAAGAUACUCACUUUGAGUCUUCAGGAGUGAAGAUAGUUUUUUUCAUACAAUGAAUUUAUAAGUAAUGUAAACUGAACUUUAAAAAAAAAAAUAUGAGGACCAUCCAUGUGAGCUUUACGAAUGCCUUUGGGAUUUGUACUUUCUAAACGCUCUUUUUUAAUUUUCAGGGACAACAUUUAUUAGAGCGAGGAUUAAACACCGUGUAUUUCCCAGGACAUGUCGAUAUGCAGUGGAGUCGGAACUAUUUAUCAUUAACCAUACCAUUAAUGGUUUACAUGAUCUAUAUAUUUAUCACAUAUUUUAUUUGUCGUGGUAUCAUAUUUAUUGUGAUACCACGUAUGUACGAAUUGUGUAUGAGAAGACAAUAUUUUUUUUAUAGUUUUACACCAGAAUUAUUUUCUUUUAAUGGUAUAAAUGCAUCGAUUACUCGUAGUUGCACAUAUCUUUCUUUAACGUUUGUACAUCUUCAUUGCAGCUUCUUUUAAACAUCAAGUAAUAUGUUAUGAAACCUAUCACUAUUUCAUCAUGGGCAAAAUCUAUAUUUUACAGAAUAUAAGUAAGACACAAGUAUGAAAAAUCUUUUUGGAUUGAAAUAACUUGAAGAGUGUAAAGGUUAAAUGAUAAUGAAACAGUCGAGAAGUCUCGGGUCAUUUUUUAUCGUGUAAUGUCGCUGGUCGAGAGUGGAUGUUUAACUACCGAAUAUCGCCAAAAAAACAGAAAAUAGUAUCUUAUUUAAAGUUUGGAAUACAAAAUAAUAAAUCUUAAGUGAAAAAUGUGGCGAAAAAGAAUGCAUGACUCAUUUGUUUAAAUGUAUUGGUACCUGUUAAAAUUAACCCAGCUGUUGUAAUUGAAACUUUAAAACGAAAAAAAAUCUAUUUUUUGGAAUGUGAAUGAAUACCUAUUAUGGCGGAAGUUUUUAGACCCAUUGGAGGAUUUAGGCAAAGUUUUUAGAUCACAUUACGCUGAAAGAGGAAAGUAAAUCACUUUCCAUUUUAAACAAUUUUUAUUCGUUGCAUACCAAAAAAUUAUGAAUUACAUUAAGGUAAAUUCAUAAGAUAAAAUUACGAAUUAAACGUGACCUGUUUAUUUUCCUGAACUGUUGCUGGAGGACAGUAAUAUCUAGCCUUUAUGGAUGGCAUCGAAAAAAGUAACAUGGAUCUUGCAUGGAAUUUUGAUGUUCUUGUUGAAUGGUUGCAUUAAUGGAAAUUCUCGAAUUUUAGUGGAAUUAAUGACUUCUCGAAUUUGCAUCAUGCAUGACAACUGUUUGUACUCAUUUAAUAAAGCCUGCAUUUAUUUGGCUAGGUCAGUCAAAAUGAUAUGCUAUCUAUGAUUGCCGGUCAGCCAUUGAGAGUGUUAUGGAAAACCUAUCCCCUAUUUGAAUGUCUUAAAAGCAUUCAUGAAACUUGUCAUGAGGAGCAUCUUGGAACUUUUUUGAGUGAAGCUUAACUUUCUUUUGCUAAUUUAACUGACAUGUGCGAAGAAAAUAUUAUAUUUUUGUCGUUCAUUGUGAGCAUAGCCUUUCCACUAUACAAUAAUUAUUUAUUUUCACUUUACUUGUUUUCUUUAAUUAAUCUUUGUUUAAUAUUUGCAGUGAUGCUUCAUUACUAUUCCAGCAGGUAUAAUAUUGCGAUUUUAUUUAACCAUUCUAAAAAUGAUGUAUUUUGAUUUUGCUUACUCCACAAAAAUUUCUGUAUCUUGAUUUUAGCUUACAGUUCAGGCCGGGAUAGCCUGGUUGGUAGAGCGUUGGAUUCGCGUCCCUUAGGUUGCGAGUUCGAAGCCCGCCGGCCGAAGAUUCCCCGCGUGCGUAUAAAUCUGUCGUGGUCACAAAGUCCACCAUGUCGAGAGUAAUACCACUGGGGGUACUGAAUCAGGGGUGAUCGUUCUCUGAUUCAGGUUUAAAUUACGAUCUGUGGAUGAGUGAAUGAAAUGCAUGAAUGAAGUCCACCCCGUAAAAAGGGUUGUGACGUGUGUGUAGCUAAGUCGUUCUCUUGGCCCUAGAUGACGCUACUAUAGAAACAAGAGACGCUCCCCCUCCGGCUUAAAAUCGCUGUCUUCGUAACAGCGGGCUUGUCCAGGGCUAGUGCCAUCAGAAACAACAACCACACAACUUGACUGUUCAAAAGACGCUGUAUCUUCAUUUCCUUAACAGUACAAAAGAGGCUGCAUCUUUCUAUAUAACUGUUCAAAAUAUGCUAUAUCUUGGUUUCAUUUGACCUUUCGUAUGAUGACGUAUUUUAUGUGUCAUAAAACUUGAUUAGUUCAAAUAUAAUUAAAGAGCAGAGUUAUUUGAUUUGAUUUGUAUAUCAUAACUACUUUUUGUA